AAACAAAUAAAAAUGACUCAAUCAAAAGAAGUAGCCGAAGAAUUGUUCGAAUGUUAUACAAAAACUGCUGAGAAUAUAGUUAUAUACUUUCGUUAGAAAUUUGCAGAAGAUAAAGAAAAGAUAAUAGCUGAUUUGAAAGAUGUUGUACAAAAGAACUGUGAAAUAGAUACUAAAUUAAGUAUGAUUCAAGAGAUAAAGGAUGAAAUAUUAGAGAAAUAUGGUGAUAAGAAAAUAACGGAAAAAAAUAUACCUAAAAUUAUUAAGGAUUAUGAGAAAUCUAUAUCUACAAUGAAUGUUGAUGUAUCUACAAAUAAAAGAUUACUGGAAUUUAAUAGACAAUUGGAAGCAUUAUUGAACGAUGCGAACAAAAAUCAGAAUAUUGAGGAAAGUAACAGUGACGAAGAAUUACAAUUACAAACAGAUUCUAUGAAUGUGAUAGAUCCUAUUUCAAAAAUGAGGAUAAAAGAUCCGAUUAAAAAUAUUGCAUGUGGACAUACUUAUGAUCGUCAAAAUAUUAUGGCAUUGUUAAAAGUAAAUAAAAAAACAAGGUGUCCCAUGGUUGGAUGCAAGAAUACAAAAUACAUAGAAAUCACAAAUCUUCAAACGGAUGUUGCAAUGAAAGUAUUUCUUCAAAGAAAUCCUGUUUAAUAUUGUGACAUUAAAUGAUUUUGUUCAGACAUGCUAAAAAUGUGAUUAUUUACUAAUGUAAACAAAUCACAAAAUAUUUCUAUAUAUAUUUAGAUUUAUAUAUAUUAUAUAAAUACAAUUAGUAUACCUACACAGAGAUAAAG
This is a messenger RNA of Polistes canadensis, 791 nucleotides long. Its product is annotated as E3 SUMO-protein ligase NSE2-like. The record is from RefSeq and is a predicted model, not a curated record. Gene Ontology annotation, biological process: protein sumoylation; double-strand break repair via homologous recombination. The coding region runs from base 181 to 648 and encodes 155 amino acids. NCBI's taxonomy places the organism in Eukaryota, Metazoa, Arthropoda, Insecta, Hymenoptera, Vespidae. The transcript is spliced from 5 exons. Gene Ontology annotation, cellular component: Smc5-Smc6 complex; nucleus. Gene Ontology annotation, molecular function: SUMO ligase activity; zinc ion binding.